AGCGUGGCAUAUACAGACAUGAGCAUAUGGUAAAAGUGUUGGUGUAGCAAUCUCAAGAAAAUCAUGAGACCCCAAAAGUUCUAUAAAUAACCUUUCUAUUUAGACCAUAGUUUUAAUUCAUUCUCAAUCUUAGUCUUCCAUUAAUCAAAAACCAAAGUCCAAAAUCCAUCCUCUUGAGAGAUAAAAAAACUUUAGGCAAUGGCACUAUUAGACUUACAACUCUCAACCUCAUUACUCUUUUGCCUUGUUCCUUUGCUCUUCCUUUUUUUCGUCAAAUUCAAGAAAACAAUUACUAAUACCCUUUUAUCAUCCAAUAACUCUAGUAAGAUACCAAGAUCUUAUCCUCUAAUAGGUUCUUAUUUUUCCAUCUUGGCAAAUCACGACCGGCGGAUAAAAUGGAUAUCGGAUAUUAUCCUAACCACCCCUAACCUCACUUUUACUCUCAUUCGCCCUCUCAAUUUUCGCACAAUUUUCACUGCAAACCCUUCCAAUGUCCAACACGUGCUCAAAACAAAUUUUCAAGUCUACCAAAAAGGUCAUGGUUCGUACAGUACCCUCAAAGAUUUUCUCAGUAAUGGUAUUUUUAAUGUCGAUGGUGAUAUAUGGAAGUACCAAAGACAAGUUGCUAGCCAUGAAUUUAACACUAGGUCGUUACGUAAAUUUGUUGAGACAGUUGUUGAUACUGAACUUUCUGAACGUUUGAUACCAAUUCUUGCCACUGCUGCUGCUAAUAAAACUGUUCUUGAUUUCCAAGACAUAUUACAAAGGUUUGCUUUUGACAACAUUUGUAAAAUUGCUUUUGGAUAUGAUCCUGGCUAUUUGUUACCGUCACUUCCCGAGGCAGAAUUUGCUGUUGCUUUUGAAGAUGCUGUUCGUCUCAGCACUGAAAGAUUCAUUGUUCCUUUCUCUCUUAUUUGGAAAAUCAAACGAGCUUUAAACAUUGGAUCGGAGAAAAAACUAAGGGUUGCUGUAGAACAAGUACGUGAAUUUGCGAAAGAGAUUGUUAGAGAAAAACAAAAGGAGCUAAACGAUAAAUCAUCGCUCGAUUCAGCUGAUUUAUUGUCAAGAUUCUUGAGCACUGGACACUCCGAUGAAGACUUCGUUACGGAUAUUGUGAUCAGCUUUAUAUUGGCAGGACGUGACACAACUUCAGCAGCUUUAACAUGGUUUUUUUGGCUAAUUUCUAAACACCCUGAAGUAGAAUCACAAAUCAUGAAAGAAGUUGGAGAGAAAUCAGAAUCUUUAUUACUAUAUGAUGAAGUGAAAAACAUGAUGUAUACUCAUGCAUCUCUUUGUGAAAGCAUGAGAUUUUAUCCGCCAGUUCCAAUGGAUUCUAAAGAAGCAACAAAAGAUGAUAUAUUGCCAGAUGGUACAUUUGUGAAAAAGGGUACGAGGGUAACUUAUCAUCCUUACGCAAUGGGAAGAGUCGAGAAAGUAUGGGGCGAAGAUUGGGCAGAAUUUAAGCCAGAAAGAUGGUUGGAUAAAGAUGAAGUGACAGGGAAUUGGACGUUUGUGCCAAAAGAUGCAUAUACAUAUCCUGUGUUUCAAGCGGGGCCAAGAAUUUGUUUAGGGAAAGAAAUGGCCUUUUUGCAAAUGAAAAGAGUGGUGGCUGGUGUUUUACGGCGGUUUAAGGUGGUUCCGGUGGUGGAACAAGGGGUGGAGCCAGUGUUCAUAUCGUAUCUCACGGCCAAGAUGAAAGGAGGUUUUCCUGUUACUAUUGAAGAAAGGAUAUAGGAAUAUCCUAUGGUCAAUUGGUGAAAAAAGUAGUUUUGUUUUUUAUGUGUUGCUUUAAAUCUUUUGCUUUUUCAACUGUGCUACUGUAAUUCAUUUUGAUAUUCAUAAUUUGUAUUUAUAUUAGUUUUUUGACAACG
Messenger RNA from Nicotiana tabacum (common tobacco), 1871 nucleotides. The record is from RefSeq and is a predicted model, not a curated record. NCBI's taxonomy places the organism in Eukaryota, Viridiplantae, Streptophyta, Magnoliopsida, Solanales, Solanaceae.